Molecule: messenger RNA, 1397 nt
Organism: Pelecanus crispus (Dalmatian pelican)
Lineage: Eukaryota; Metazoa; Chordata; Aves; Pelecaniformes; Pelecanidae
Source: RefSeq, a predicted model, not a curated record
CUGCUUGCAGAGGAUUGGCCCUUCGGUGUCGAAAUGUGCAAAUUAGUACCCUUCAUUCAAAAGGCAUCAGUGGGCAUCACAGUGUUGAGUUUGUGUGCCCUCAGCAUAGAUAGGUACCGAGCAGUUGCUUCUUGGAGUCGCAUUAAAGGAAUUGGAGUGCCGAAGUGGACUGCUGUUGAAAUUGUACUGAUCUGGGUUAUAUCGGUGAUAUUGGCCGUUCCAGAAGCUAUUGCAUUUGACAUGAUUACAAUGGAGUACAGAGGAAAGGAACUUAGAAUCUGCCUGCUUCACCCCACGCAGAAAACAUCCUUUAUGAUGUUUUACAAGCAAGCUAAAGACUGGUGGCUGUUUAGCUUUUACUUCUGUUUGCCACUGGCUAUCACAGCAUUUUUCUAUACUCUCAUGACCUGUGAGAUGUUACGAAAGAAAAGUGGGAUGCAGAUUGCUUUAAAUGACCACUUAAAACAGAGACGUGAGGUGGCCAAAACUGUGUUCUGUCUGGUACUUGUUUUUGCCUUGUGUUGGCUCCCACUUCACUUAAGCAGAAUAUUGAAGCUCACUAUUUAUGAUCAGAAGGACCCCAACAGAUGUGAACUUUUAAGCUUUUUUCUUGUGAUGGACUACAUUGGCAUUAACAUGGCUUCGCUGAAUUCCUGCAUCAAUCCCAUAGCUCUGUAUUUGGUGAGCAAAAGAUUCCAAAACUGCUUUAAGUCAUGCUUGUGUUGCUGGUGCCAAUCCAAAGAUCUGUUGUCCUUGGAGGAAAGGCAGUCCUGUUUAAAGUUCAAAGCUAAUGAUCACGGAUAUGAUAAUUUCCGCUCCAGUAACAAGUACAGCUCUUCAUAAAGCAAGUGUAAAAGGUAUAUUCUCUUAUAUUAAUGCUGGUGCCUUUUUAAGUAAAAGUGGCAAUUAUUCUUAAUGAGAUGGUAACGUUUAGAAAAAUCUAGUUUUGUGUUUGCACAGAAAAGGUUAUAAAAAAAUAAUUGCCACAAAACUGCGUCACGUUCAAAAUCAUGGACGUUUAUAAAAUCGUCAUUUAUGGAACAUGAAGAAAAGCAUAGAAAGAACAAGUCAUUGUUAGCACUUGAAUACUUCUGAAUCAGCACUUCCAAAUGAUCCCCACUUCCUGUACAUUAAAUGAUCAUUUGUAUUCGCUAUAACAGUUGUAGGAACUGAAGUCACAGUAAUUACUAAGCAGUAUAAUAUAACGUUAAUUGGAUCAAAGCCAUUAUUAUAUAUAAAUCAAUGUAUUAUCUUUUAUAAAGCAGAUUAACCACCAUCACUAUUUUGGCUUUUUUUAAAUAAAACAUGAAAUACUUUGUAAUAGAAGUUUAAAUGUAAAAAAGUGGAAUUUUUGUCAGGUAGCUAAUGAAAAUAUUAAAGGAUACAGUCAAGUUAAA